Molecule: messenger RNA, 3258 nt
Organism: Verticillium alfalfae VaMs.102
Lineage: Eukaryota; Fungi; Ascomycota; Sordariomycetes; Glomerellales; Plectosphaerellaceae
Exons: 6
Coding region: 1-3258 (1085 amino acids)
Source: RefSeq, a predicted model, not a curated record
AUGACUUACAACUCUUAUUACGGAGGUGUCCCAUACCAGGGACAGUCUUCCUAUGCACCUCCGUUGUAUCCAGCUCAACCGACCUACUCCCAGCCAGCUCCAGGCCAGCCCCCGCCCAACGGCAAUGCCUUUCCCAGCUUCAACAUGGUGUCUGCACAAGCUUCCUACGAGCAGAACAGGAGCGUCAUCCCCGGUCUUGCGUUUGGUGCUCCGACGAGUGACGUGCCUGCGCCAUGGCCACAAACACACCAGGCAACCCACGCGCAGCCGUCGCACGAGCCCAACCUAGUGCCCGCCUCCCAAUACUAUCAGCCGCGUGGUGGUCGCUCCAAUGGAGCCUCGAACAAGCGUAGCGAGCAGCCUGGAAACGGGUUGAAGAGCCAACAUGCAAGCGACAGGGCAGAGGAAGGCGAAUUAAGCGAGGGCGAGUACGACGAUCUGUACGAGCCAACUGUGUCUAAUCAGCAAGAUCAACAACACCAGGACAACAGUGCUCAGUCUGGCAAAAAGGUCUGGCCUGAUGUUGCGGCGGGUCCCGGUGAUGCUCCCACGACAGGACGAGAUUCUUACUCCCCCUACCUCUCUCCGCAUGAGAUUCAACCUGCCCUGAAGCCUGGAAUGUCUCGAGCCACCGUUCGAACCAAGGAACAGCCGUCCCACUCGACCGCCAGUCGAGUUGCGGCAGCACCCCCAACUGCUCCUUCUGCAGAUGUCCUCCUUCAGGCCAAAACCAAGGCACGCUCCGCGAUCCUAGGCCUCUGGUCGCUCGACGUGAGAUACGAUGAUUUUGUUUCUGAAGGUAUUGAUAAAGACUUGGUCAGGGUGCUUUUCAACGACCUUGGCCUGGAUCCUGUCCCCGACUCGCAUCCUGUCAAAGAUGGCGGACUCAGCUCCCAUAUCCCUGGCCUGUCUUCUUCAAGCCAUAUUCAGGAAACUCGUCCGGUCAUGCCUCAAAGCAAUGUCCCGCACAUUACACAGCCAUCGGCCUCGGCCAACAGCUCAGCCAACGAACCAGUUGUAGCUGCCACAGGCAAGGCAGAGGAACGGAAAGAUCGGAUUGCCCGACUUCUUGCCGCAAAGCAAGCAUUGUCUGGAACAACCACAGCCGUCGUGUCGACAGGAACAGUAGGAGCUGAGAAUAGCAACGAAAAGCAGCUGAAACUGCAAGAAAAGAUGGUGGCCUUGCAAAAGUCUCGCGAAGCCCGUGCCCAGAAGGCAGCCUCUCGAAAGGGUUCUGAAGCAGCUCAACCCGUGCCCCCUGCGACCACGAACGGCUUGCCCUCGAUCCCUCCGCCGUCAUUGUCCGUCACAUCAACUCCCACUCACCCAUUGCCUGCCAAGGUGGAUAUCCCCGUCCCCGAUUCCGCGCGGUCUGUCAUUCCCGGCCUCUUCAUGCCGUCUACUUCUCAGCACGCACAGUCACCCAGCAAUCAGCGAAAACGACCUGUCGCAACCGACUUUGAUGGCUAUGCCCAAGCAAACAUCCAUACGCGCCCUCUUGGCCCGUCGCGCAAGAGCAAACUUGUGAUCGACGUUAGUGAAGGGUCAGAUGACGACGUCGAGAUGGAAAUUGGCUCUGGCGACGAGUCCAACACUAAUGUGCAGUCCUCUGACCAUCCUUUCCGGAGAACUACUUCGUUCCGUGAUGUCCCACCUCUGUCAGAGCCUGCAGGCCAGCGACAAUUUUCCGAUACUGGCCCUGCCCGCGUUGCUACGCCUCCUGGUCACCUGGCAGUUAUGGACAAGCAGAUCGAGGCUAUGAAGCGCAAGAUCGCUCUCGCCGAAGCGCGCAAGAAACUCAAGUCUGCCCUCAGUGGGAGCAAUGGACAAGCUGCUUUGCCAAAAUCGGGCGGCCCCACCCCGGACACGGCAGCAGAUUCGGAUACCGCGACGCCUUCUCUUCGUCGCGUGCAGUCCCUGGACCCGUCGCUUAGUGUGGGCAGCAACACAAAUCGUUCGUCCCCCGUUGCGCCAGAAAUGGGCUCAAUCAAGCUCCCAAAGAAUCGCGAUAUCGCCAGGUCUGGUUCAGAUCGCUUGCAGCGCGUACGCGUCCUGAGUCAAAGCUUGCCAGGCAUGCAGUCAAGACUGCAAGCCAAGAAAUCCAAACUUCGACUGCUGCAGUCACAGAUGGCACGUCUGGAGAAGGAGAUCGAGCAGGAGGACGCUGAGAAGCGCUCCGCCGAGGAUGAACUCGACGGCCUGCAAGAACUUGUAGCAUCGGGUGAAGAUGAACCCCCUUACUCACCGGAUGGGGCGCGCAGGGUAACAGCUCAAGAGUCCAUUGUUGAUGAUGCUGAGACUGCCUUGCAACGUACUUCGACAAUUGCCGAUAAGGGCGCAGACAAAGAGGAUACCGACGGAGGCGUGGAAAUCCCCUCUUUGGCGCGAGAUAACGAUGCCGGGAAGACUGUCGAGCUAGUCACGCCCUUGGCCUUGGAGAAUUUCGCGGGUGGUCAGACUGAUCCGGCUAUCGCUGCCCAGCACACGCCCGGACUUGAGGUGGCUGCAGAAGCUCCCAAGAAGUCGAGCCCCGACACAGGAGUUUCAAGUGGUGCAUCGCCUGUACCCGUGACGGGUGACAGCCAUGCUAGCAAUGUACCAGAUCAUUCCGACCAUCCGUCUCCAGCAGCGGCCUUGUCUACGGCUGGCUCAACUGGAACAGGCCAAGGCAACGAAAGUGGAAAUGAGGAAACUGAUAUGCAGGUGGACUCACCUUCAGGUGAAUCAGACGAUACAGUGGCCGUGAUUGACGAUGAAGACGUGCUGCCGCUUACAGGCCCAGGGAUCGGCUCGCAGUCCCCCUCGGUUGAUGUCUCCACCCAGCCGGUUCAGAUAUCUGUUGGCAUUGAUGAGUCUCAUCCGGAUGAAGGUCUCAACAACAACGCAAGAGAACCACGCCCCGCUCGCCAGGACGGUCGCAGCUCAAGCGAGAACGGCUUUAGUCCCUACGAGAGUCCCUUCCAGUUUGUGUCCAGAUCAACUAGAUGGUCGGAGGUGCCCCAAGGGUCGGAAUGCGAGUACCAGCAUUUCGAAUCCAUGAAACUGCCUGACGACCAGAUCCUCCUCCAGCUCGGUGGCACCAACGUUGACGGACCCAUGAGGGUUCAGUACAAUAACGGCUUGCGAGAGCUCUUGCAAGACAUGAGACAGCGCAACAUCAAGGACUUCCCUAGCAUCGCGCAAGGGAUUGUGGAUUACCACAACCGCUUCACGGGCGAUCCAUCUCGGAUCCUGACCCUGGGCGAUGUUCUGAUCUAA